ACCACGCCCCCGGCACCGGGAGGCGGGGCCAAGGGCUCAACCUGGAGCUGCACCGACCCCUCCCCAGGGCGCUUCCUUCCUCCGGCCAGUAGGCGUCAGGCCAGCUCGAGCAGGCCGCCGUCGGCCAACAAGCCCUGAGUACGGUUGUAGACGUCCUCUAGGGUGCCCGCGGCCCGGACCAGCGCGUUCCGCGCCUCCGCCUCUUUGGAACCCGGACACGCCAGCUCGAGCAAGCGGCCGCGACUCGGGAAGGCGAGGAAUGCGAGGUGAGCGGCCUGACGGACGAACCAGGGGUGGUGCGGAGCCAGGGCCGUGCCGUAGGCGUCGCUGCACUGAGCGCCAGCGUCCGGGCCUCCGAGCAUCCCGGUAGCCACCCGGUGGAGGCAGAGCUGGGACCAGCGUAGCGCACGGUGCAGCAAGAGCAUCGUCAUUGAGCCCGGGCACCCGGCCGAGAGUCGUGGGGCGAUCCCGGGCCGCUCCCACGCCACCAUGGUCGCCAGCGACGUGUAGUGCGCGGCCUCUGGGCCGUGCACCAGAGCCUCGAGGGCUGUCACUUUGGCGGAGGCCUCGCUUGUGGCGAAGGCGAAGAUGGAGCCGAGGGGAAUUAGGAACCUGUGUGUGAUGGUGGGAAGGGUAGGAAGGUUUGAGAGAGGGCGAUGGAGCCACAAAGAGGCGGGGACUGGAUGGGGUUGGGGGAGAGACCACUCACCGGACUAGCUCCCUCCAUCCUGCCAGGUACUGCGACAACUCCACAUCCCUUUCCGGGUUCAGACUGGCGCGGAACGGCCUCAUCAUGCGGCCCAGCAUCCCCUGAGGGCCCAGACACUGAGGCUCUUCCCGUUCCGGGGCCUCCAAGGGUCCCGACUGUUGCCGGACCUGGGGGUGAGAUAGGAGGGGAACGGAGUGGGAGCAGAAGCCCUAGCUUGCUGGGUUCGCCAAGCAGCCCAGUUGGGCUCUGAAGAAAUUAUUCCUAAAAUCUAGAUGGUGUCCCUCUUGCUGUAUUCUCAGCUUCUGACGGGAGAAGGGAGAGGAGGAGGAGGGCCUGCCCUUCAUCGGAUCCUCAGCCUGGUGCACUUCCCCCUGCUCAGGGUCCUACCUGGAGCUCCCAGUCCCAGCCCUUCCGGGAGCAUACCUGGAAAGGAGGCGGUUCCCUGGCAAUGCAGGACUGGGCCCCAGAUCUGCAGCCUGAGAGGGCACCUGAGGGAAGUGAAACAGAACAACGAGGGCUUGAGGAGAGACCUUAGGUCUCAAGGGCCUGGAUUCCCCGGUUCCUCCCAGAGCAGGUGAGGGAAGGGGUACUCACGGAGGCUCCGAGCCCAGAGAUAAACAAGCAGUAGUGUGAAGACAGCAAGAGGAAUCGCACUGCGCAAGCAGCGCCGAGGGACCGGCUGAGGCAGUGCGACCCGCAUGGCUGCUGCAGGGACCACCGCCCCCUCACCAGCCCCUCGCCAGGCCUUGUCCCUUCGCCUCCAGGAGGAGAGAGAAGCCGCAGUGCCUGAGGCGCAAAGGGUUAAUAAUUAACCUACUAAGUCCCUCUCCCCUGUGCCCUUUGCCCCAGAGGGCAGCAUCUGAGGAGAGAGGGAAUCAAUGAAGAGGAUUUGGGGGAUUCGGUAGCAGUGACACGUCGCUACAUUUCCCUUCCCUGUAAGGCCAGGUUGUAGUAAGAGGAGGGCUGGUUAUUGUGAGGAGAGGCUGAGGUCAGAACCAGUUCCCCCACUGAGCAAUGGUGGACCCUAAGUUGACUCUGGGCCUGAGUUCCCUCCACUGUACAUUGAGGAUAAUAUGUUCUUUUGCAGGCUUCAUGUGAGGAUUAACUGAUAUCGUAUGUGCAAACACUGUAAAUGGAAAAGCUUACUACAGCUGCUCCAUAAAUCUUACCUUUUAAGUUCAAGCAUGGGGCACCUGGGAUUCAGAGAACACCCUCUUCUAAAUUCUCUAUCCUGUCCCCAGGGGACCUUAUCUUAUUAUUAUUUUUUAUUUUAUAAAUUUAUUUAUUUUUUGGCGGCGUUGGGUCUUCGUUGCUGCGCGCGGGCUUUCUCUCGUUGCGGUGAGCCGGUGCUACUCUUUGUUGCGGUGCGCGGGCUUCUCAUUGUGGUGGCUUCUCUUGUUGUGGAGCACAGGCUCUAGGCGCGCGGGCUACAGUAGUUGUGGCACGAGGGCUCAGCAGUUGUGGCUCGCGGGCUCUAGAGCGCAGGCUCAGUAGUUGUGGCGCACGGGCUUAGUUGCUCCGCGGCAUGUGGGAUCUUCCCGGACCAGGGCUCGAACCCGUGUCCCCUGCAUUGGCAGGCGGAUUCUCAACCACUGUGCCACCAGGGAAGCCCAGGGGACCUUAUCUUAAUCUGGAUGCCUGAGGUCUCAAUUAUAUAGUUUAGGCUGUCACCUUUUACAUUUUUGUAGUUUACUUUUUUUAAUCUCCAAAUUGAUUCCUCAAUCAUUCAUCAAACCAACCUUUAUUAACUACCUCCACAUGCCAGGCCCUGUACUAGGCCCCAUGAAGACAAAUGUGCCUUCACAGAGCUCAGGGUCCAUUGGAGAAUUUAUCAUCUGUCUCCCCCAUUGGAAUGUGAGCUCUGAUGAAGACAGGGGCCUUUUCUUGGUGGCUGCUCUAUUUAGCAUUUAGAAUAUUGCCUGGGCCCAAACACAUUAUUUCUAAAUAAGUGAUAUUGAAUAGACAAAGGAAUGUGUUGUAUGAAGGGCAGGCAAAUCAGGGGUGGUACUCCCCACAACAAUUUUUUGUUUUUAAUUAGGAGUCCCCCUGGUGGUCACAGGGGGAAAAACAUGGAGGGAAAGGCUACAGGAAGCGAUGAAAGAAAUAGCGUCGUCUCCUGUUCUCAGUUCCCUGUCCAUAAACUUUUUAAAUCUGUUCCUGUCUCUGUGUACAUUUUCUUUUGAGGGGAAGGAAUGUCCCAGAUUCUCAAGGAUUCGGGGCCCCAAUCACUCACAAGAUGCUUCCCAGCUCCCACAGUUCAUGGAUUCUUGCCCUGUCUCACUUCGAUGCUCCCUCACAUCCUGGAGUUCCCUGGGGUCCCUGUCCAGUGGGAUUCUGGAACCAUCACUUCCAUCCCUAGCCGUGGGUUCCCCAUUUCCUAGUGCUGGAAUGUUCCCUGGCUUGCUGACUGUGACCUUAGGCAAGUCGCUUGCAAUUUCGCAGCCCUAGUUCCCUCACUGGCAGAAUAGGAAUGGUAAUUCUCACCUCCUAAAAUUGUUGUGUGGAUUAAAUAAAACAUGCCAGCAAAACGCUAACCACGAUUCGUGGCCUAUAGUCUGUAAACGUUCGGUAGGUUGGUGGUUAUUUAAACCCUCCUCCUCUGGCGCUGGGAGCGUCAGUCUCCCUGAGCUGAGAAACAAGUUUGUAGGCUUCCGGAACGGAUUAGUUUUGAGUGUCACUUAAUCCAGGUGGCCCUUCCGCAGUCGGAGCCCUCUUAGGGCAAAGGUGGUAUACACCUGCACAAAGGGCCUGGGCUCACAGAGGCUGCGGGAUGGAGUGGGGCGCGGGAGCCAAGCUGCUUCUGCUGCUGUGGGCGACGUGCUUCGGGCGUGCAAGAGCAGAUGUGUCCAGCGGCUACACAUUGGUCAUCGAGGUGACCAACGGGGGGCCCUGGGGCGACUGGGCCUGGCCAGAGAUGUGUCCUGACAGAUUCUUCGCCAGCGGGUUCUCACUCAAGGUGGAGCCCCCCCAAGGCAUUACUGGCGACGACACGGCUCUGAACGGAAUCCGGCUGCACUGCGCACGCGGGAAUGCGGAGCUCAACACGCACGUGGUGGAGUCCCAGUCUGGAAGGUGGGGCGCGUGGAGUGAGCCGCUGUGGUGUCCCGGCGGCGGCUUCCUGGUGGCUUUCUCGCUUCGCGUGGAGGCACCCGUGACCCCCGGGGACAACACGGCUGCGAACAACGUGCGCUUCCGUUGCUCCGACAGCACGGAGCUGCAGGGGCCCGGUCUGUCCUGGGGAGACUUUGGAAACUGGAGUGAGCCUUGCCCUAAAGGAGUGUGCGGCUUGCAGACCAAGAUCGAGCGGCCUGGAGGCCUCCGCGAUGACACCGCUGUUAACGACGCGCGCUUUUUCUGCUGCCGCAGUUGACACCAUCGCCGCCCUCUCCCAGCCCAAGCCUAGUCCCACCUCCGCUAUUAAAGCUUCUCUGUCUUGGC
This is a messenger RNA of Globicephala melas (long-finned pilot whale), 4147 nucleotides long. RefSeq names its product vitelline membrane outer layer 1 homolog (gene VMO1). NCBI's taxonomy places the organism in Eukaryota, Metazoa, Chordata, Mammalia, Artiodactyla, Delphinidae. The record is from RefSeq and is a predicted model, not a curated record.